AAGCUCCGGGAAGCUCCCCGAACACUCGAAAACACUAGCACGUGAUGUCACCGCAUCACAUCCAAGUCGAUCAGCGAUAUACUCCCCCACCUUUGACCAUUGCACCAGCUGACGGUGAUUUACGGUUCACGAUAUAAUGAUGCGAUGUCAGGGAGCGAUCUUGCUUCGGUAGUGCCGGCGCAACUAGCAUAUCUAACUAUAUACAACCCCCUCCUUGGACCGACCGACGAAACAAUACAGGACCAAAUCGUCUUCUACACUUCCAGACCGGAUCGACUGCCACGAAGCGAGCGCUCUACGACUGAAAAUGAAAACAAAGAAACCAAUGAUGGGUGGAACGUGAGACUGCGCCAGAUAGGACUGGCGCAGGGCAUGGUGAGCUUCGCCAGGAACUUUUCAAAAGGGCAGGCAGUCGACUACGUGGAGACAGACAAGUCACUUAUUGUGCUACAUGAACUCGAAAAGAAUUGGUGGAUCUUAGCUUCAAUUGACCUGACUCGGCUUCCAACCCACUCUUCCAGUGGACCUUCUUCGCAGCACGAUGCUUCAGAGGCUUCCUCUUCUCAUUACUCUUCACGAGAGAUGUGUCCUCCCCAUCAUCUGAUUCAGCAACUACGCCGAGCGCAUUCCAUUUUCCUUCUUCAUCAUGAUAUCACACUGAACGCUCUAUACGAACGUGUUGGCAGGUCCACACUCUGCCCCCUCCUAGAGAACUUCUGGUUGCGAUUUGCAUGGAACUGGGAUAUUCUUCUAAGUGGGAACCCUGCUGUGGAUGUGUAUAAUGGCAUAAAACUUUCUGCUGGCGGCGAACUGGGCAUUGGUGUCGGCGAGGAAGAGUGGGGAAGCGGGGAGAGGGAGGUGUUUGAAGACUUCGUGGCACGGACAGAUGGCCUUGUGGAUCUAGUGGUGUCUCGAUUUGGUGACCCGACUACGCCUGGUGAGUCUGCUGCAACCGCAAAUAAAUCAUCAGAUACCAUGCGCGAGGACGAUGGAACGCACUGGCUUGGCUUAGACACAUAUCCUCGACCAUCAGACGGUGUUAUAUUCUCAGGUGUAGGAACUAUCUCCAGGCCUUUUGUGGUGCGCAUCUCACAGUGGAUGGAGUGGAUCUACAGAUACGGCAUCGACGCGUAUGGGGUGGGUGAAGACCCAACUUCACCACGACGUCGAAAACACCGAAGGAGGCAACGAGGUCGCUCUGGAAGAGAUGCAAAUGCAAUACCACAAGCCAGAGAAACUCUCCAAUCUAGAGACACAGAUGGCAGUUUCUCUCCAGGUAUACCACGCCCACUGGUGAUGGGGACGACACAAUCAACGCAGCCUCCACAAGGGCCUGAUGGAGUAAACCUACAAUCUAGCGGUGAAAGCUCCCCAGCAAGAAGUGAGAAAGGCAGUGAUUGGAUGGGUGUGACAACUGGUGCAUUUGUGAAAUACCUCACGCUCGGAUACGGUUCGUCCUGGAGCAUGUCUAGGACACCUAGCGCACAUCCCCGCGUUGAAGCGUUGAAGCGAGAAGACGACUCAGCCAACUCGAACAAGCAGACAGGUCCGCCUACAGAUGGUCAGGAGGGAUCUGAAGAAAGUCCUUCUCUAUCUGAGGAUCCUCCCAAACCUGAAAGUCGUGGUAGAUUUCUCAUCGGUUUAAAAAAUGAGACAGCGAAGGGAGAUAGUAGGUCUUUGGAGACUGAUCCAACAAACAAGAAAUCAAAGGAUAGAAUAAGUCAGAGGACGUUACAUAUGUGCUUGGCAAACCCAUCAGAAGAUAACCCAUCAGGCACAAUACAACAACGAGCAGUAGUCUACAUACACAAACCUUUCAUCUAUACUUUUCUAUUCGACCCUCAAGCUUCGUCUCUGGCAGACCCAUCUCUCUAUCACAGUAUCCACCACCAACUACAACCUCUCCAAGGGUCACUCAACAAGUCGACAUCACCUGCAAACGCUGCAGCCAGAAUCUCCGUAUCUGGCAAUUCAUUUGAUAUCAAUCAACGAUUCUCAGCCGAGAAUCUACCGUUCUACGAUCUUGUCUACGACCCAACAAAUCUAACUAUCCGCUCUUCAAUCCCCAACAUCCCUGACCUCAGUUUCUCCUCUGUAGAAGCUCCGCGAGAUCCCAGCGCAACUCCCUGGUCGCGUGUCGAAAGCCUCAACAUCCACCACCGCCUACUGAGCACCUACAUAGAAACCCGAUCCCGGCCGCUCGAACUAGAAAGAACCUGCAAAACAAGUCGUGGCUGGUGGAUUGUUUGGGUACGAAUGUCCGACCCAUCAUACAAACCCACCAGUGACGAUAGUAGCACCUCUCAGCCCGACGACCCUCGCCAGGAGGCAUUCCUAAUCCGGAAGGCAAGUGACCAUGUCUCGACGUCUUCGCACGCUCGCAGCCAUAGCGGGACUCGGUUCUUCAGGGAUCUGGGCGGUGCGUCUUCGCCGGGACUAUCGGAUAUGGGGCCGGCCAAGUUGGCUGAGGGGUUGGGGCUGGAUGCAAGGCGCUAUAUUGAAAGUUUACUCAAUCUGAACCGAUGAUUCUAUGAAAAGGUACACUCUUUUUCGGUGACGAUUGGCUUUUUUAUUUUUAUUUUCUCUUUAUUUUCGAGGGACGUGGAGGGUGUAAUAUUGAAAUUAAUACUCCGUAACGA
Molecule: messenger RNA, 2639 nt
Organism: Aspergillus caelatus
Lineage: Eukaryota; Fungi; Ascomycota; Eurotiomycetes; Eurotiales; Aspergillaceae
Exons: 5
Coding region: 145-2526 (793 amino acids)
Biological process (GO): vesicle-mediated transport
Cellular component (GO): Mon1-Ccz1 complex; intracellular membrane-bounded organelle
Source: RefSeq, a predicted model, not a curated record